Thelazia callipaeda (thelaziosis nematode) is the source of this 765-nucleotide messenger RNA. The record is from the annotation of a GenBank genome assembly. Lineage: Eukaryota; Metazoa; Nematoda; Chromadorea; Rhabditida; Thelaziidae.
AUGUCGGAUGAAGGGUGCACCUCAGAAGCGACAUGUUGCCUUAAAUGCCUCCAGGCAGAAAUAUCGCCGUUACGUAAAGCAGAAGUUUCUCAACUUCCAGUUGCAGUUAAAGCAGAUAAUGCUAAGAAAAAUGUACUUCCGUCAGGAUUGCGAUUUGAUCAUAAGUUAGAAAUGGUAUUGCCUGAAGGGAUUAAUGAAAACUCCACUUCGAAGGAUAUUCGUUCAAAACGGAUUAAAAUGUAUUCAGGAUAUUGUUUACGACCUUUUCCGGCCGCUAGGGGCAAUUACGCUGUCGAUUAUUCGAGAAAAACAAACAUAAAAUUGCGAAAAGAAGUAUCCCAGGGAGAUCAAGAGGAUGCCUUUCUGCUGCGAAUUGUAGAGGGUUAUUGCUCAACAACACCGUCAUUAAAAGCUAUGAGUACUGGAACGCAUCCUUUAGCUAAUCAAGAAUAUGACCCACCUCAGUUAAUAGUAGCAGAAAAUGAAAAAUUAUUUGUGGAAGAAGUAGUCGGUGAUCAAGUUGUUGUAAAGGAGAAAAGUUUAGUCGAUACGGUAUAUGCGUUGAAAGAUCAACUUAGCAGUAUACAAAAGCAGUUACUUCAACUCAGUAAGACGGUGAAUCGAGAACAAAUAGCACGUCGACGCCUGGAAGAAAUGGUGAAGAGAUUGUAUCAGCUGCAGCAGUCAAAUACCACAAAUUUGACAUCCAAAGUACCUCUGUCAUCACAUGAUUCUUUAAGCAUUGGUAGUUCAACUCUGCGUUGA